Messenger RNA from Antrostomus carolinensis (chuck-will's-widow), 345 nucleotides. Its product is annotated as CMP-N-acetylneuraminate-beta-galactosamide-alpha-2,3-sialyltransferase 2. Gene Ontology annotation, molecular function: beta-galactoside (CMP) alpha-2,3-sialyltransferase activity. Lineage: Eukaryota; Metazoa; Chordata; Aves; Caprimulgiformes; Caprimulgidae. The annotation marks the transcript as partial. Gene Ontology annotation, biological process: sialylation. The transcript is spliced from 3 exons. The record is from RefSeq and is a predicted model, not a curated record. Gene Ontology annotation, cellular component: membrane.
AUGAACCAGGCCCCCACGGUGGGUUUUGAGGGAGACGUGGGCAGUCGGACCACACACCACUUCAUGUACCCCGAGAGUGCCAAGAACCUGCCAGCCAACGUCAGCUUUGUGCUGGUGCCCUUCAAAACCCUGGACCUGCUCUGGAUCGCCAGUGCCCUCUCCACCGGCCAGAUCAGGUUCACGUACGCGCCUGUGAAGCCUUUUCUGCGGGUGGACAAAGAAAAGGUGCAGAUCUACAAUCCUGCCUUCUUCAAGUACAUCCACGAUCGCUGGACAGAGCACCAUGGGCGCUACCCCUCCACUGGCAUGCUGGUGCUCUUCUUCGCCCUCCACGUCUGUGAUGAG